This is a messenger RNA of Penicillium antarcticum, 1071 nucleotides long. RefSeq lists its product as uncharacterized. Bases 1 to 1071 code for a protein of 356 amino acids. The transcript is spliced from 3 exons. NCBI's taxonomy places the organism in Eukaryota, Fungi, Ascomycota, Eurotiomycetes, Eurotiales, Aspergillaceae. The record is from RefSeq and is a predicted model, not a curated record.
AUGGCACCCGUUGCUCAGGCUGUUACUGUGAGUCUGCAGGAGCUCAUCGAUGGAACCGUCUCCUUCGACACCCUGACCGAAGCCUUCGGUCCAGCCUCGCUAGGCAUUAUCGUGGUCAAAGACCUCCCCUCAACAUUUGCAGAACUACGCAAAACCGUUCUAUCAAAUGCCUCGUACCUGGCCGCCCUCCCAGAAAGCGAACUAGAAUCCCUCACCAGCCCAGAAUCAAAAUACCUAGUCGGCUGGUCCUGCGGCAAGGAAACCCUGAAAUCAGGCCAUUUUGACACACUCAAGGGCUCAUACUAUGUCAACUGUGCCUUCUACCAAGAUCCUUCAUUAGAUAGUGCGCCAGCGGAAGGAUUCCCCGAUCUACCGCAGUACACCGCACCAAAUAUCUGGCCAUCGCCAGAGAAAUUGCCCGAGUUCAGGCGUAGCCUUGAAACACUCUGCAGCCUGAUAAUCGACACGGCAGCCCUAGUCGCUAAAGCAUGCGAUCGCUACGCCGAGGCAAACAUCGACGGCUAUAAGCCAGGGUAUCUGCACCAUGUCGUGACAACCAGCCUAACAACAAAAGCGAGAUUGCUACACUACUUCCCCGGAAAUGAGACCGACACCACUGCCGAUGCACAAGCCGAUGACGAUGACGAUGACUGGUGCGCCACACACCUCGACCACGGCUGUCUAACAGGCCUCACAUCAGCCAUGUUCCUCGACGAAGCGGCUUCGCCCCCAACCCUGGAUUCCGCUACAUCGACAUCCAUGCUGCCUGAAUUACCGCAGUCUCCAGACCCUUCAGCUGGCCUGUACAUCCGCUCGCGCACAGACGAGAUCGUCAAGGUCAAUAUCCCCAAGGAUUGUCUGGCCUUCCAGACGGGUGAGGCGUUGCAGCUGAUCACCCGGGGGAAGUUCAUGGCUGUGCCGCAUUUCGUGAAAGGCGCCAAGGCUAGUCCUGGACAGAAAAUUGCUAGGAAUACACUUGCUGUGUUUACACAGCCGAACUUGGCGGAGGAGGUUACGUCUGGUCUUAGUUUUGCUGAGUUUGCUAGGGGGGUUGUGCAGAAGAAUUAUUAG